UAUUUGGGAUGCUUUCUAGACUCGGAGAAUAGAACGGUACCUUAUGAAAAGAUAUAUUCAGACUACAUGACAAAUACAAGAUGUUCAAGCUAUUGUUGUGCUAUGUCAAAUUAUACCUACAUUGGGACAGAGGUUGGAAAUGAAUGCUUCUGUGGAAACGACAGCUCACUAUUUAUUCCAAUGCCACAAACAGAUUGUAAUCACGGAUGCUUUGGAAAUAAAGGAGAGAAAUGCGGAGGGAUUUGGCGCUUGAGUAUUUAUAAAAUCGCAUGUCCUAAUGAUGAUCCCAGUCGCACACCAACAUUACAAAUACCUGAUACCAGUACACAUUUGCCAACAUUAGACGAAGUAUUGGAAAAUAUCGCUAAAAUUCAAAAGGAAAUUUCAGUCGAUCGAAAAGAAACGACAGCUUAUAAGAAUACAAAAGUUUCGGCAAAGGACGACCGGAUGUCAUCGAAGUCAAUUGGAAUUGUGGGAAUUCUUGUUGUGGUGUUGCCAUUCCUUGUAUUGUUUCUUCUUGAUAUUGUUACUUGGGUCUGUCCAGGAGCAAGGGCUAAAAAUCGUAACCUUAGAAAAGUUGUUGAUUAAAAAAUAUUUCUAUCAAUUUAAAUCGAUACAUGUACUGGAAUGGAGAAC
Molecule: messenger RNA, 636 nt
Organism: Mytilus trossulus (common blue mussel)
Lineage: Eukaryota; Metazoa; Mollusca; Bivalvia; Mytilida; Mytilidae
Exons: 3
Coding region: 67-588 (173 amino acids)
Cellular component (GO): plasma membrane
Source: RefSeq, a predicted model, not a curated record